Molecule: messenger RNA, 3681 nt
Organism: Lontra canadensis (Northern American river otter)
Lineage: Eukaryota; Metazoa; Chordata; Mammalia; Carnivora; Mustelidae
Gene: ARHGAP39
Product: Rho GTPase activating protein 39
Exons: 12
Coding region: 166-3504 (1112 amino acids)
Biological process (GO): signal transduction
Cellular component (GO): cytoplasm; cytoskeleton
Molecular function (GO): GTPase activator activity; protein binding
Source: RefSeq, a predicted model, not a curated record
GCGGGAGAGCCGCGACAGCUCGGGCAGCGCCCAGGCCGACAUGAGGGGCUGUGGCGGCGCGGCCCGCGAGCAGCCGGCCGGGUGGUGCCUUCCUGACUGACGCUGGCGGGGAGCCCCGAUGAGCCGCUGACUUCUGUCCACCUGGGUCGCCAGGAGAAGCCUGCGAUGUCCCAGACAAGGGAUUAUGAAUGCGAGAGCCAUGACGCUGGCGCGCAGGAGCCCCGGGCUGCAGGGUCGAGCACGAGGCUGGAGUGGGUGGAGAUCAUUGAGCCACGCACCCGUGAGCGCAUGUACGCCAACCUGGUCACCGGCGAGUGCGUGUGGGACCCGCCCGCCGGUGUCCGCAUCAAGCGCACCAGCGAGAACCAGUGGUGGGAGCUGUUUGACCCCAACACAUCCCGCUUCUACUACUACAACGCCAGCACGCAGCGCACCGUGUGGCACCGGCCGCAGGACUGCGACAUCAUCCCCCUCGCCAAGUUGCAGACCCUGAAGCAGAACACCGAGUCCCCCCGCGCCUCAGCGGAGAACAGCCCCGGGAGGGCCAGCAGCGUCAGCCGUGAGGGCAGCACCAGCUCGUCCCUGGAGCCUGAGCUGGACGCUGGCGAGAAGGCACAGGAGCCUUUGGGGAGGGCCAGCCGGCAGGCCGCCUUUGGGGCUCUGAAGGACGAGAGCGGCAGCUCUUCCCCACCAGGAGUGUUCCUCGAGAAGGACUAUGAGAUUUACCGGGAUUAUAAUGUGGACGGCCAGCUUCUUCACUACAGGACCUCCUCACUUCGGUGGAAUUCGGGCACUAAGGAGCGCAUGCUCAUCAAAGUUGCUGACCGGGAGCCCAGCUUCCUUUCCUCCCAGGGCAAUGGCUAUGCCCUAGACAGCCACGCCAGCAGCCGCUCCCGCAGACCCUCAGGUGGGCAACACUCACCCAGCCUACAGACGUUCGCCCAGGACUCUGACGGCCCCAUCUUCUUUCCUGAACGGCGGCCUUCACCCUUCCUGAAGAGGGCUGAGCUAGGGAGUUGCUCCCCACUGCUGGCCCAGCCACGCAAGCCCACCAGUGACUCCCAGCCCUCCUCCCCACGCUACGCCUAUGAGCCCCCACUCUACGAGGAGCCCCCUGUGGAGUACCAGGCCCCCAUCUACGAUGAGCCCCCCAUGGACGUCCAGUACGAGGCUGGCGGGGGCUACCAGGCCGGCUCACCGCAGCGGUCUCCAGGCCGCAAGCCAGCCCCCUUCCCCCAGUCUCCCAAGCAGGGCUCCUCUUCACCCUCCCAGCAGCUGGUGCUGACCCGGCAGAGGUGCCCAGACCGCUUCCUGAGCCUGGAGUACAGCCCCGCCGGCAAGGAGUACGUGAGGCAGCUUGUGUACGUGGAACAGGCGGGCUCCAGCCCCAAGCUGCGCGCAGGCCCGAGGCACAAGUACGCUCCUGGUCCCGGAGGAGGCUCGCUCCCCCUGCAGCCCAGCCCCUGCCUGCUGCGGGACCAGCGCCUGGGGGUCUCCUCCGGGGACUACAGCAGCAUGGAGGGGCCCGAGCCGCGGCACACCCAGCCACCCAUGCAGGUGCCCCAGGCCCAGGAUGACAGUAUGUCCUGGUCCAGCCAGCAGGACACAAUGUCCUCAACCAGCUACUCCCCGGGCACACGCAAGAGGAAGAGCAGGAACCCUUCUCUGUGCCGCGCCCCCAGCACCUCGGCCACCGAAGGCGCCGGGGACCGCGAUCUCCUCGGGGAGCAGCCCCUGGCCGAGGAGCGGCCUCUGUGCGGGCCCAGCCUGGCCCCCGUGAAGCGGGCGGAGGGCAAGACGGGCGAGGCCGAGCCUUUCCUGGCGCAGGCGCGGCUGGCCUGGGAGGCGCAGCAGGCCCACUUCCACAUGAAGCAGCGGGGCAGCUGGGACUCCCAGCAGGAUGGCUCAGGCUACGAGAGCGACGGCGCUGUGCCCCUGCCCAUGCCGGGGCCCGUGGUGCGUGCCUUCAGUGAGGACGAGGCGCUGGCCCAGCAGGAUGGCAAGCACUGGCAGAGGGGCGCCUUGGAGAGGCUGGCUUUCCCCCAAAUCCUGCUUGAGAAAAGCGUCUCCGUGCAGACCAACCUGGCCUCGCCAGAGCCCUACCUUCACCCCUCACAGUCCGAGGAUCUCGGCUCCUGUGCCCAGUUUGAGAGUAGCCGGCAGGCCCGCAGCGUCAUGCCCAGUGCCAGCUGUGUGUUCCCCCCCUUCACACUGCGCAAGCCGUCCUCAGAGACCGACAUCGAGAACUGGGCCUCCAAGCACUUCAACACGCACACCCAGGGCCUCUUCCGGCGGAAGGUGUCCAUCGCCAACAUGCUGGCCUGGAGCAGUGAGUCCAUCAAGAAGCCCAUGAUUGUGACCAGCGACCGCCACGUGAAGAAGGAGGCCUGUGAGAUCUUUAAACUGAUCCAGAUGUACAUGGGUGACCGGCGCGCCAAGGCCGACCCUCUGCACGUAGCCCUGGAGAUAGCCACCAAGGGCUGGAGCGUGCAGGGCCUGCGGGACGAGCUAUACAUCCAGCUGUGCCGGCAGACCACGGAGAACUUCCGCCUCGAGAGCCUGGCCCGCGGCUGGGAGCUCAUGGCCAUCUGCUUGGCCUUCUUCCCACCCACACCCAAGUUCCACUCUUACCUGGAGGGCUACAUCUACCGGCACAUGGACCCCGUCAAUGACACCAAAGUGACGCGGCAUAUGAAAGCGCUCCUGGAAAGGAACACUAAGAAGAAGUCCAAGUUGAGAAAGAAACCCAAGCCUUAUGUUGAGGAACCGGAUGGGGUGGCGAUAAGCACCUACGCCAAGUACUGUUACCACAAGCUACAGAAGGCAGCCCUGACUGGGGCCAAGAAGGGGCUGAAGAAGCCCAACGUGGAGGAAAUCCGGCAUGCCAAGAACGCUGUGUUCAGCCCGUCCAUGUUUGGCAGCGCCCUGCAGGAGGUCAUGAGCAUGCAGAAGGAGCGGUACCCGGAGCGGCAGCUGCCUUGGGUACAGACACGUCUGUCUGAGGAGGUGCUGGCACUCAACGGCGACCAGACAGAAGGCAUCUUCAGAGUCCCUGGGGACAUUGACGAGGUGAAUGCCCUGAAGCUGCAGGUCGACCAGUGGAAGGUGCCCACCGGCCUGGAGGACCCCCACGUGCCUGCUUCGCUCCUGAAGCUGUGGUAUCGGGAGCUGGAGGAGCCCCUGAUCCCGCACGAGUUCUACGAGCAGUGCAUCGCGCACUACGAGAACCCCGAGGCCGCCGUGGCCGUGGUGCACGCGCUGCCGCGCAUCAACCGCCUGGUGCUGUGCUACCUCAUCCGCUUCCUUCAGGUGUUCGUGCAGCCCGCCAACGUGGCCGUCACCAAGAUGGACGUCAGCAACCUGGCCAUGGUGAUGGCGCCCAACUGCCUGCGCUGCCGAUCCGACGACCCGCGCGUCAUCUUCGAGAACACGCGCAAGGAGAUGUCGUUCCUCCGCGUGCUCAUCCAGCACCUGGACACCAGCUUCAUGGAGGGCGUGCUAUAGCGCGGGGAGGGGGGCCCAGGGACCGAGGGUGGGGACAGAGCCGACGCUCGGGGGGGCGCCCGGGCAGGGGAGCACGCGGGGAGGGGGGAGGGAACGCCCUAGCCGCGGAGGCAGCAUGCCAGGCUCCGCCCAUGCCCGCCCCAGCCCUGGAACGCCCCCACCACCCUCUCCCCCCAC